GACCGGGUGCUUGAGAAUGAGGUUACACAGCUUCCUGUUUGUAACUGAAGAGCAGCCAGUUUUCAAAGCACUGAGAGGUAACGAGGGGAAGGUAAAAAUAGACUACAGUGCAGCACACCUCACUGACUUAACACAGCCCGACCCUGGAGCCUGAGAGCAGUCGUAUCAGACAAUCUGCUUUGUUCAAGACGGCUGGAAUAUGGAACGAGAUUGUCGACUUGAACUCAUUGGUCUGAUGCUUUUAUUUCUGGCCUUGUUGAUCUCGAUGAGUCUCAAUCUCAUUCUCUUCCUCAGACAUAGAGCUUCUUUGUGCAGAGAAAAAGAUGACUGCUGCUUCUCAAAUAUUUAUGAAGGAGAAAGGCCGUCACAGGUCGAAGGUCCUUUCUUUCCUGACCAGCAGGAAGAUCCCCACAUGCAACAGGAAAAUCCAAUCUAUGGAAACAUCAGCACAGUGAGAACAGAGGUUUUCAGCGAGAUGAUGACCAUGCCACCCACAAGAGGUCGUACGGAGCCUUGUCAGACUGACCUGAAUUACGCCUCGUUGGAUUUGAAGAUCGCAAAGAAACGCAAGAGGAAGUAUCAACAGCAGCUAGACCAGACUCGAAGCAGCCGUCAGGAUCAGCUGCCGGUUCACCUCACACCCCCCAUGAAUAGUUUCUUGGAGGUGGACAGAGAUGUGGAGGCUCACCUUCCUCCCAGAGACACCAGCACCAUGGUCUCACAGGCCAGCAUCUACCUGAACAGCCAGCAGAUAGCCCAGGAGACGGAGGAGAUGGCCAAGGAAAGGAGUAUGAACUGGGAGAGGGAGGAACUUGUGUGGGGAGGAGAUACACUCGAGGAGGACGGGGGAACGACGGACUGGAGAGGAGAGGAAGAGAGUGAAGAAAGAACGGAUAGAGAGCUGGGUGCUGGGAAUGGGUCUGUGGGCACACAUGCUGCUCAGAGAGAUUCAGCGGAUUUCACCAGCAGCAUCUGGCAAGAUAGUGACCGACAGUGUAUCAUAUAGCAGCCGUAACAUUAAAGCAACACUAUGCAACUUCUUUACCUUCAAAAAGCAGCUUCAAAAUCUGUUUGCUGGUUCACUGACUUUGGAGUAAGGAGAACAGUUUCCUCCUUCACUCCCACUUCUCACCCUGAAAUUCUCAUGUUGCUCUAUUUAACUUUCCUUUGAGAAGCGAGUGACGGCUUAGAUUAUCAGAAUCAGGUCCAGCAAGUUGAAGAAUUGUGCUGAACUGUCGAUCAGGGGAAAAGACCAAAGCCAUCUCCACGUAACUGCAGACGUUUUGCAAAACUAAGACCUCACAAAGUGCGUUCCCUCUGUUGCUUUGUGUAACGGAAAUGUGACAGAAACAACAACAAAUGCAGCUUUACUCUGGUUUUGUACAUUCGGUUAGCACGGCUACGUCUUAUUACAAAUGUUCAGCUACAUCUGCCUCACCCAAUGUCACUUGGACCAUGGCGUUCUUCUCUGGUGUUUGGUGGAUCACUGAUGCAGCCUUUAUCCCCACCCUCUGGCCCAGGAUGCUUGUGUGAAUGUUAUUUGUGUUACUUAUUGUUUUUAAACUGUUCAUGAAUUAUUAUUAUUUUUUAUUAUUUUUCUAAGCAAACUGGAAAAAGUCCAAUAAAAUUUAUU
Platichthys flesus (European flounder) is the source of this 1633-nucleotide messenger RNA. RefSeq lists its product as uncharacterized. Bases 200 to 1006 code for a protein of 268 amino acids. NCBI's taxonomy places the organism in Eukaryota, Metazoa, Chordata, Actinopteri, Pleuronectiformes, Pleuronectidae. The transcript has 6 exons. The record is from RefSeq and is a predicted model, not a curated record.